Messenger RNA from Lodderomyces beijingensis, 804 nucleotides. NCBI's taxonomy places the organism in Eukaryota, Fungi, Ascomycota, Pichiomycetes, Serinales, Debaryomycetaceae. The record is from the annotation of a GenBank genome assembly.
AUGACGGACAAGUUGGUUCUGCAGCUACAGUCACAUGUUCCCAACAUCGACCUCAAGCUCAUAUCGCAAGGAGCCGAGGCGUUGGUGUUUGAAACCACGACUCACCCAUACUCAUCGUCGCCCAGUCUACGGAACGCAUCGCAAUUCAUCAUAAAAUACCGACCACCAAAGCCGUAUCGACACCCCAAAAUCGAUGCCCAGAUCACUAAACAGCGUACUUCAGGCGAGGCGAAAUUCAUGUACAAAUUGAGCAAGUUGGCGAUACCUUGCCCAAGCUUGAUACUGUGCGAUUUUAGCCACGGCAUCAUCUGGAUGGAGCAUUUGGGGAAAAAUUUACCGAACGGCAACAUCAGCUCGUUGAAGAACUGGCUUUGGUAUUUAGAGAAGCUGCUGGACACCGAGGCGCGAUGUAGUGGUGACGAUGUGCAGCAGUUGUGUUUUGAAGUGGGCAAGCUCAUCGGGCGGCUCCAUUUGAACGAUAUGAUCCACGGCGACUUGACUUCGUCGAACAUAAUCCUAGAGGAGCAAGACCUGGUAUGGGCGCCCGCGUUGAUUGAUUUUGGACUCUCCUCGUUCUCGGGUCUCCCCGAGGACAAGGCAGUGGAUCUUUACGUGCUUGAACGAGCUGUAGAUAGCACACAUUCCGACUUUGCUCAGCUGUACAAUGCGUGGAUCUUGCAGGGCUAUGAAGCUGCUCACGAGUUGAAGCGAUUCAAAAAGUUUGGCAAGAAGAAGCACUUGGAAACUAUCAAGAGAUUAGAAGAAGUGAGACUUCGAGGCAGGAAAAGAAGCAUGCUUGGAUGA